Molecule: messenger RNA, 1101 nt
Organism: Gregarina niphandrodes
Lineage: Eukaryota; Apicomplexa; Conoidasida; Eugregarinorida; Gregarinidae
Exons: 1
Coding region: 1-1101 (366 amino acids)
Source: RefSeq, a predicted model, not a curated record
AUGGCUGUGGCUGCGGGACAGACGCUCAAAGGCGGCGCAGAGGCGGCCGGACACUUGGUCGCCGACGGGGCGCAAUUGGGCAAGAACGUUGCAGUCGGAACAAAAGACGUCCUCGCGUCCGGUGCUAAAGCGACCGUGCAGGGUGUCGCUGGCGGCGCAGGUUACCUCGCAGGUGAGACGGCCAAUAUUGGCUCGGCCUUCGCGGAUGGAGCGCGCGCUACGAACGCUCCCCGUCGAGUGAAUGUGUACCGCAUGCAUGCUCCAGCUGGAUUGACUUCGCGGGCGUCAGGUGCCAAGUCCGCCUCGGGGGUGGCUAGCGCUAGAUCCAGAGACGCCGUGGACAGUGCACAGCCGAGUACCUUCCGCACUCGUCAGGUCUUCGAUGCCGGCGACUUCCCGAGCGCGAACGAAGGCGGAAGCAAACGUCAGCAAGUCGUGCAGGCCAAACUCCCUUCGUGGGCCGGCGGUGGCAAACGCCAGACUGAGCGUCAGACAGAUGACCGUAAGGCCGGUGUACGUUCGCGAUUUGCCUUCACCAAGACGCAGGAACCGCGUCAGCAAAGACAGAAUGAGGAUAAACCCUCGGGAUUCAGCUUCUUCAAGAAGCCGGCACCUGCACCCAAAGUCAAAGUAGAAGAGAAAAAGCAGGGGUUCAGCUUCUUCAAGAAGCCCGCACCUGCCGCGAAGGCUGAUGAAGACAAGAAGAAGGAAGGAUUCAGCUUCUUCAAGCGCGCACAGCCCGCCACUCAACCAAGAAAAGAAGACAAGAAACAAGAGGGUUUCAGCCUCUUCAAACGCGCACAGCCUGAACAGCCCAGGCAGAGUGAUAAGCAGGAGAAAGGUCGCUUAACCUUCUGGGCCACCCCUCAGAAACAACCUGAGCCGGCAAGACAAGAACCUAAGAGCUGGUACAGUCUCUUCCCCAAGAGCGACAAGAAGGAGCAAACUGGCGCACAUGCUGGCGCACGAAAUGCCGUUGCGGAAGUUGACCAAGCUUUGGCUGAUCUCAAGAGCGAAAGACAAGUACGCGCCAACCGAAGAAAUGCCGUUGCGGAAGUUGACCAAGCUUUGGCUGAUCUCAAGGCACAGAAGAAGUUCUAA